Molecule: messenger RNA, 6469 nt
Organism: Suricata suricatta (meerkat)
Lineage: Eukaryota; Metazoa; Chordata; Mammalia; Carnivora; Herpestidae
Gene: PITPNM3
Product: PITPNM family member 3
Exons: 21
Coding region: 1-3030 (1009 amino acids)
Biological process (GO): phospholipid transport
Cellular component (GO): cytoplasm
Molecular function (GO): phosphatidylcholine binding; phosphatidylinositol binding; phosphatidylcholine intramembrane carrier activity
Source: RefSeq, a predicted model, not a curated record
AUGGAAAGAGCACGGCUCCCAGAGGCUGUGCGCUGCUGGAGCCCAGGCCGGCAGGUGGAGAGAAUGUGGCAUCAUAAGAUGGUGGCGCCCCUGAGCGGCCACUGUGACCAGGGCCCCUUCCCGCCCCUGUGUGUGGUCCCUUCCGCAGGUGGCCCUCCCCCGGGCGGCGGUGCCCCUUGGCACCUUCGGAGCGUCCUCAGCGACUCCGUGGAGAGCUCAGACGAUGAAUUCUUUGAUGCCAGAGAGGAGGUGGCUGAAGGGAAGAAUUCCAUCCUCAUUGGGAUGAGCCAGUGGAACUCCAACGACCUGGUGGAGCAGAUGGAGACCCUGGGGAAGCUGGAGGAGCAGCAGGGAGACGGGAGCGCCGUGUGCACGUCCAGCGCCCUCCAGGAGAAGCAGCGAGAGCUGUACCGCGUUUCCUUGAGAAGACAGAAGUUCCCCGCCCAGGGCAGCAUCGAGAUCCAGGAGGACAGUGAGGAAGGCUGCCCACAGCGCUCCUGCAAGACGCACGUGCUCCUGCUGGUGCUGCAUGGGGGCAGCGUCCUGGACACGGGCGCGGGGGACCCGGCCUGCAAGGCGGCUGACAUCCACACCUUCAGCUCCGUGCUGGAGAAGGUCACGCGCGCCCACUUCCCGGCGGCCCUGGGCCACAUCCUCAUCAGGGUCGUGCCCUGCCCUGCCAUCUGCUCCGAGGCCUUCUCGCUGGUCUCCAACCUGAACCCCUACAGCCACGAGGAGGGCUGCCUCGGCAACAGCCAGGACCACGUGCCCCUGGCUGCCCUGCCCCUGCUGGCCGUCUCCUCCCCGCGGUACCAGGAUGCGGUGGCCACCGUCAUCGAGCGGGCCAACCAGGUCUUCAUGGAGUUCCUCAAGUCCCCCGACGGGAUCGGCUUCAGUGGGCAGGUGUGUCUCAUCGGGGACUGCGUGGGGGGCCUGCUGGCCUUCGAUGCCAUCUGCUACAGCGCGGGGCCCCCGGGGGACAGUCCGAGCAGCAGCAGCCGGAAGGGGAGCAUCAGCAGCACGCAGGACGCCCCCCCAGGCGUGGCGGACGAGGCGUGCGGCCUGGCGGGCAGCAAGCGUCUCAGCAAGAGCAGCAUCGACGUGUCCAGCGCGCCGGAUGACGAGGACACCGCGGAGCCCCAGAGGCCGUUGCCUCGGAAACAGAGCGACUCCUCAACCUACGACUGUGAGGCCGUCGGCCAGCAUCACGCCUUCCUGUCCAGCAUCCACGCGAACGUGCUGAAGGACGAAGCCGAGCCCCCUGCGGCUGGGGGGCGCCCGCCACCUGAGGUCAGCCUGGGUCGCUUGGACUUCGACGUGUCUGACUUCUUCCUCUUCGGCUCGCCCCUGGGCCUGGUCCUGGCCAUGCGGAGGACGGUGCUGCCGGGGCUGGACGGCUUCCAGAUGCGUCCUGCCUGCAGCCAGCUGUACAGCCUCUUCCACUGCGCGGACCCCUCUGCCUCGCGGCUCGAGCCCCUGCUGGAGCCCAAGUUCCACCUGGUGCCGCCUGUCAGCGUGCCACGCUACCAGAGGCUCCCGCUGGGCGACGGGCAGUCCCUCCUGCUGGCCGACGCCCUGCACGCCCACAGCUGUCUCCUGCUGGAGGACGCCCCCGCCUCCGUCCCGCCGGCCCCGCCGGCCCGGUGCCCGGCUCGCAGGGUGAGUCGGGACAGCUCGCACAGCGACAGCUCCGAGUCCUCAGAUGGCCUGGUGCCCGCGGGCGCCUCCCGCAUCACGGCCAGGUGGUGGGGCUCCAAGCGCAUCGACUACGCCCUGUACUGCCCGGACGCCCUCACGGCCUUCCCCGCCGUGGCCCUGCCCCACCUCUUCCACGCCAGCUACUGGGAGUCCACGGACGUGGCGGCCUUCAUCCUGAGACAGGUGAUGCGCUACGAGAGUGUGGCCGUCACGGAGAGCGCGGGCCUGGACCCUGCCGCGCUGAGCCCUGCCAGCCCCCGUGAGAAGUGGCUUCGAAAGAGGACCCAGGUCAAGCUGCGGAACGUCACGGCGAACCACCGGGCCAACGACGUGAUCGCCGCGGAAGACGGCCCGCAGGUCCUGGUGGGCCGCUUCAUGUACGGGCCCCUGGACAUGGUGGCUCUCACCGGGGAGAAGGUGGAUAUCCUGGUGAUGGCAGAGCCGUCCUCGGGCCGCUGGGUGCACCUGGACACGGAGGUCACCAACAGCAGUGGCCGCAUCACCUACAGCGUGCCGCGGCCCCGGCGCCUGGGCGUGGGCGUCUACCCCGUGAAGAUGGUCGUCAGGGGCGACCAGACCUUUGCGAUGAGCUACCUCACGGUGCUGCCCAGGGGCAUGGAGUGCGUGGUGUUCAGCAUCGAUGGGUCCUUCGCGGCCAGCGUGUCUAUCAUGGGAAGCGACCCCAAGGUCCGGCCGGGGGCAGUGGACGUUGUCCGGCACUGGCAGGACCUGGGCUACCUGAUCGUGUACAUCACGGGCCGGCCGGACAUGCAGAAGCAGCGGGUGGUGUCCUGGCUCUGCCAGCAUAACUUCCCGCAGGGCAUGGUCUUCUUCUCCGAUGGGCUGGUGCACGACCCGCUGCGGCAGAAGGCCCUCUUCCUCCGCAACCUGGUGCAGGAGUGUUUCAUCAGAAUCAGCGCGGCCUAUGGUUCCGCAAAGGACAUCUCCGUGUACAGCGUGCUGGGCCUGCUGCCUUCCCAGAUCUUCAUCGUGGGCCGGCCUACCAAGAAGUACCAGACCCAGUGCCAGUUCCUGAGCGAGGGCUACGCAGCGCACCUGGCAGCGCUGGAGGCCGGCCACCGCUCGCGCCCAAAGAAGAACAACUCGCGGAUGGUGCUGCGCAAGGGCAGCUUCGCCCUGCACGCGCAGCCCGAGUUCCUGCGGAAGCGCAGCCACCUGCGCAGGACCAUGUCGGUGCAGCAGCCCCAGCCGCCCGCCAACCCCAAGCCCGAGCGGGCGCAGAGCCAGCCCGAGUCCGACAAGGACCAGGAGCGGCCGCUGCCCGCGCUCAGCUGGGCGCGCGGGCCCCCCAAGUUCGAGUCGGUGCCCUGAGGGCGGGGCUGCGCGCUGAGGGGCGGGGCGGGGGGCGCUCCCCGAGACAGGCCGUUUCCUGCUUUUCCCCUCCCGUAUGUGUCCAGCAGUGUCCUAGCAGAGCCGGGAGGGACCCUGCCAAGCCCUGGGGGGCUCCCUGGGCAGCGAGGGGGUAAGACCUCAGGGUCUCGGCAGCCAAGGCUGCCUUCCCGUGCGGGGCCUGUGACCAAGAGCCCCAGUCAGGGUCAGUGUCCGUGUGGCCCUGGGGGGCAGGCCUGGCCCAAGCUGGCGGGUCUGGCAGAGUCGACCACCGCCCUGGGGUCCCGAGGCCUUGGCGGUGCCGGGCGGGCCCUGAAGGGAGGCCUUCUGAAGGCAGGCUGAGCUUCCCGGCGGCCUGGUGGCCAGGCGAGUGGGGCAUCGUGCCGGCCCCCCUGUGACAUCCUGGGUCACCAUCAUGGGCCUGGCUACCCUGUGGCAAAGUGGCCACCUUCUGGGAGGGAGGGGACAUCCCCCUGGGCUCCUCCUGUGUCCGCGUGUCUGUCCACAGCCCUUGCAGGGGUGGGGGGUGGCGGGGUCUGGUGCUGACGGUCUGUCCUGCGGCUGUCCAUUGUCCCCGUCUUGUCCUCGGUGUUCCUACCAGUCGCCCGCGGCCUUCCUCUUCCCGGGGUCCGCUGAGCGCUGGCCCAGCCAGACCUGCUGAGAGCCCUUGAGCCCAUCGCUCACCCUCUCUGGGCCCUGCCUCCCUUAUGGGAUUGGAAGGUCUCCCCCAGCAGAGGUAGGUGCCUGGUUUUGGACGCCUGGGCCGUCUUUCGUCUUGCACUUCUGUGUCCUGGGGCUUUCCUGGCCUCAGAGCACCCAGGCUGGACCUUCCACACCGUCUGAGAGAGGGCUCUGGGGGUGCCCUCACUGUCCCCCACCGCUCUGGGAGGGGGGGAUGGGAAGGGAUCCCUGCUCCGCGAGGCGGUUUGCUUUGCACUGAUGCCCAAACUACGUGUCCCUGGAACAGGGGCCCCCUCCCCCGCACCGCGGGCCCUGGUUGGGCUCGCCCUUCCCAGUGCCGCUCACACAGAUUCUCUGUUUUGGCUCCCGGAAGGCGUAGAGCCGAGAUCCCAGCAUUCUGGGAGCGCGUGUAAUUUUGGCUCAAACUGUUGUACUCUUCCCUUCCCCUGCCACUCAGCUUGCUUGGGGCCCACACCCUCCUCCUGGGUCGUCCCCUGAGAUGGGCAGGGCUCAGCUCUCACCCCAGCCCUCCUGUUGCCAGCCUAGGCGCAGACCGGCCCUGGCCAGCCUCGGAGCCCCUGAGGCUGGCCCAGUUCCCCCAGGCAGGGCCGCCCUGAGUCCAGGCGUCCAGCCACCUACGUGGGCCUCGUGUCACUUGCGUUCCGUGUCUGCCUCUUGCAGCUUCCAGGUGGCCAGCGUCCUCUCGGCAGAGCUGCUGGGGCUGGAGGGGCCGGGGCUCCCAGCCCCCACCCUGCUGUCUCCAAUGUGGGCCCCCCCCCAGCCCCGUGUCUGCACGGUGGGCAUGGGCAGGACCUCUGGGGGUGUCCUCUCCGGCCCUGCCUCCUGGGUUCUCAGGCGCUCGUCCCUCCUCCCACACUCAUCCUUCUGGGCUCCCCCCGAAGGCACCAGCUCACUCACACCUUCAACCCAGGGCCGUCCUGUCCUUUCUGAAACCUACCCUGCAUUAAAGUCAGCUGGACUCAUUCCAAUUCUCUGAGGCGCCACCGUCCCCUUCCUUCCAGAAGCUCCUGCCAGAUGUCUCUGCUGAUGAAGUAGUGGAGUUCCUUCUUCCCAAGUUGGGUUCCCUCUGCCCUGUGAACCCCAGGCCGGGAGAGAGACACAGGGAGCACCUGGACCCAGGAAGCAGGGUGCCAUGGUUGGGGGUCCAGGGUUUGGGGUUCUGGGAGGUGCCAUGGUUCUGGGACUCGGGUUCUGGGGUUCUGAGUGUCCGUGAUCCUGGGAGUCCGUGUUUCUGGGGGCUGCCGUGGUUCUGAGGGUCCAGGGUUCUAGGGGUGCUGAGGUUCUGGGGGUCUGGAGUUGAGAUGUGGAGCCUGGCAGGCCACUUCCUUUCCUUUGGGGAGCCGGGGGGACUCACACCCGCAUUUGGGAAGGUGGGAGGCGGUGGCGGCGUGUGCCGGCCGCUCUUGUUAGUGGGGGUGUGCGCAUGCGCGCGAGUGCUGAGCGCCAGUAACGGACGCGCGCUCCUGUGCGAGUGGUUUGUGCGGUUUUGUCCGUGCGCUGAAGCUGGAGAGAAACAGGCCGCCUGUGUUUCUCCCUGGAGGGGGUGUCGCCGCCCCUCCUGGGUCCGCGACCCCGGCCUGGCUGUUUUCCAGAGACUCCUUCCGGUCCCCGGGGGGCCUGCUCCCGGGAGCUGGGGCACCCGUCUUCCUGCCUGAUCAGAGCUCCUCGUUUCUUGCGUGGCAUGUUCGUCCUUCCCCGUCUGGUGGCUGUCCCUGACGGAGGGCCUGCCUGCGCCCUCCCCUGCACCCGCCCUUCUGGCGUCGUGGGGUUUUCCUGAAGAUCUCGACUCGGCCCUCAGGCUCCACGAAACAUACGUUUUAAAAAGUAGACUCUCUCGUGCACUUGGAUGAACGGCCCCUCCUGUCUGGGUGCUGGGCCCCGGAAAACCGUGUCUGAACCCGUAUUCCAAAGAUGUUAUGGGGGCAUUCUACAGGCAAAAGGUGGUGCCAAUCUUUAAAUGAAAGCCAGAGCCAAUGCAGGUGGGGCAGGGGGUGCAGAGGUGGCUUCGGGUCCGACCCCUCCCCCAGCCUGGGUGCAGCCCCGCCCGGGAGGGGGCUCCCUAGCUAGGAACGAGCUUUGAAGCCGGACCCGCCUUAAAUAACCAACUUCCCCGCCGAUUCCGAUUCCCGGGUCCUGAUCCCCUGGUCUGGGCACCAAGUGUUCGGAAACCUGUUCUCUUCGGCUCAGCCAAAACAAACACCCCCCUCGCUCCUUCCCCUCCCUCUGGGUUCUGGGGAACCCUCUUAAAAAUCCCAGCUGGCUCAAGUCCACACAGGGAGACCUCCUCUCCCCGAGAGAAGCCACCAGGGCGCCGGGAGAAAAAGCAGAGUCUGACCCCACCCUGGUUGGGAGCAGGAGAGGCAGGUGACAUGGAAGGGGGCGGGGCGGCUCGCUCCGGGGGACCUCCAGUCGAACCCCUGUUCUCCGUUUACUCCGUGGGGGCAGCCUGUCUGGUCUUGUCUGUGGUCUGACUGUUCCUAAAUGUGUGACUGUCGGUGUUUCCUGUGGACGGUUCUGUGGCGAAACAGGUUUCUCCUCCUCCUCGUGGCUGCCUUGUACAAAAUCCGUUAGAAAAGGAAAUGUAAAAUAGUCCGAUUUCUAACAAGACAAACAACGUUACGGAGUUAGAAGAUUUUUACUACUGGUCUUGAUUUUGAUGUGAGCUGGUUUUUAACUCUUGAAUGUUGUCACUGAAAUAAAAACCUGAUUUGCCUUUAAA